AUGCAGGGGGGAAAUGCGGAGAGGAAAAAUCGAGUGGACGCCUACAUACAAAGGAUAAAAUUUUCCGAAAUAACUGGACACGGCGAAACUGAUAAAAGAAUUGAGUAUCUGUGGAACUUAGCCAUGUCAACUGUGUAUAACAAUACCAAACUAUCCAUGAAAUAUAUCACUCUAAUUAAAAAAAUUACAAAAAACACUCUGCUGUUGGAUAAUGUCUGCUGCCACUACUGCAACUUAAUAUACAUCCCCUUUUACAACUGCGAAAUUAAGCAUAUUGAUCAAAAGAAUUCCAUCCGGUAUAUAUGCUUUCUUUGUAAGCGUAAAAGACAACACACUUUAAGGAACUAUAAAAAUAAAGUAAACAAUGCCCCGCUUAAGAAUUCCGAUGGACUGAAUGUCCGAAGUAAUCCGUCCAUUUGGGGCCUUUUUCUCAUCAACGAGAUAGAUAAUUAUGCAGUAAAAAAGGAAACACCCGGGGACCAAACGGGGGAUGUUAAAGCGAAGGAUAAUUUGCAAGGAAAUAUCCCUUUGGGUGGAGUCAACGCUGAAGAGGACUUCCCUGGGGAUAACCCCGAGGAGGACCCCCCCCAUUUGGAUAACAAUCCCACAGACGAGCCAAUAAACGAAGCGAUUGCUUUGGACAGAAUCAAAGAUCUCUUCACCAUUGACUACGGCACAAGUAGCUGCACGAUUAAGAGGGAGAUCCUCCCCCCGAUGAUCCAAAGUAAUAGUUGUGGAAAAAAUAACAACUUCAAAAAUCUUAACAGUUCAGGCCAACAUAGCAACGUUCAAAAAAAAAGAAAACAUGAUGGGAGUAUCAAAUGGGAGGAGGAAUCAGACACGGUAAAGGAGGCGACGAAAGUAGAUCCCCUGAGCAAUGUCCAAGAAAGGGAUGCGCCAAACAAGCCUCCCAUCCCGAACAGAGUAAACAGCGCAAAGAGGUCAAAUGUGACAAACCUAGGAAAAAACAUUCCCAGCCUUGGCAACACUGAUAACUACCUAAAUCUUAACAAAUCUAAGAAGAAGAGAAAGAACAUAUUGGAUAUCCUGUAA
This is a messenger RNA of Plasmodium inui San Antonio 1, 1053 nucleotides long. RefSeq lists its product as hypothetical. Lineage: Eukaryota; Apicomplexa; Aconoidasida; Haemosporida; Plasmodiidae. The transcript has a single exon. The coding region runs from base 1 to 1053 and encodes 350 amino acids. The record is from RefSeq and is a predicted model, not a curated record.